Dujonia railenensis is the source of this 1824-nucleotide messenger RNA. NCBI's taxonomy places the organism in Eukaryota, Fungi, Ascomycota, Pichiomycetes, Serinales, Debaryomycetaceae. The record is from the annotation of a GenBank genome assembly.
AUGUCUAAGAUUAUUCCAAGACAAGAACCAUUACAUAUUGCGGCAUCUCCGAUCGAAUCACCGGAGGCAAUGUCACCACACGCUUCCACACCAUCUAGUGAUUUUGCUAGACCAAGCUCCAUUAUAGUAACGUCAAAAGAAUGGGUUUUACCUCCAAGACCUAAGCCAGGCAGGAAGCCUAGUCCUGAUACACCUGCUUCGAAGCGCAAGGCGCAAAAUCGCGCUGCUCAACGAGCCUUUAGGGAGAGAAGAGCAACUAGAGUUCAGGAACUUGAAGAGAAAUUGCUGGAAGUUGAAAAGGAAAGGGAAGCUAAAGAGCUCGGAUUUAUAAGUACCAUCAACAAGUUGAGGACUGAGAACCAGUUUUUGAUCAAGAAUAUAGAAAAGUUGAGAUCCGAUGUUUACAUGUUACGGAACUCUUCUAAUACCCCUAGCAACGCCCCUACGCCUCCAAGCAGUAACAGCGGAAGUGUUAAUGGUACCAGCAGUCAUAAUAAUAACAUGAAUGGCAAUACUUUAGGUAGAACGCCCUUAUCGUUAUCUAUCGCUUCCGCUUCACUUCAAUCACACUCUUCACCACGUCAUAUGCAUUCUGGCUCUAAUUCACCAGCAACUUCCAUGGCGUCCCCUGGCGGUUCAAUAAUCCAGCAGCAAAUCUCCCCAGCUCCCUCAGGAAAUUCUCCACCAGCUUUCAUUGCUGAUAGGCUGUCUCAAACCACUACCAUACUGGAAGAUGAUUGUGGAGUGUGUAUUAAAGAAGAAUGUUUGUGUGAAGCUGUUGGCUUGAAAGAAGUCAAGAGAUCUCCACCUGUAGCCCUUGAAGAAACUAUCAAUUCCUUUAAACCUAUGCCAGCUGUUUCCUUGAAGAAGAGGAAGGCUACCUCACUGGACAUUGAAAUCGACUUCACUAAGAAAUUCACAAUAAAAAAGCCGAUGCCUGAUCUUUCGAAGUUAACUAAAAAGAAGUCUGUGGCAAAGAGAAAUAAUAAUGAAUUCAUGGAAUCUCAAAGGAGAAGUACCGAGGAUUUCAAUGAAGCAUCUCCUGUGGAAAAUUGUGGAUUCUGUACUGACGAUACCCCAUGCGUUUGUCGUGAAGCUGCAAAGGAAGCUGCAAAUAUCAAUACUACUUUGAACAACGACGUAUUACAGGAUGAUGAGCUGAAGGAUGAAGUAGGUGAAGUGGGAACUUCUUUACCGCCAAUCCUUAAUUCUAACAGUUUCAGAAAGACUUCAUUACCUGUUAUGCACCCAGGACCAUCCGUUGAGAUUAGAGAUAUUGCUAACCUUUCACCCGGAGCAGUUCCUAAUGUCGUGGGACCUUCUGCAAGGCAACCAGCACAAAGUUCAUUAGUUGACUUGGCUGCAGCUGCGGAAGCAAGUACACCAACACCACAACCCCAGACUCCAUCAGCGUCUUCAUUUUCUUCCGGUGGACGUGAAUCUACCUCAGAGCCAUCAGGAUGUACUGGAAAUCCAGGUACAUGUGGCCAAUGUCAAAUGGAUCCAAUGUCUACUCUCUUCUGUACGACAGUUGCAAAUAUCGGCAAAAGGGAAAGUGCUGUGCGAGACCUGCAACAGAAAGAGCAAGAAUUGGAGAAGAAAAAGCAAUUGGAAGAAGAGAAGAAACUAAAGGAACAGGCACAACAAGAAUCUGGUAUGUUUAUUCCAUGUUCUGAUGCUUAUAAGACUUUGUCUAGACAUAAAAAGUUUAGCUCAGUUGACUUUAGUACUUUGGUUGGGAAAUUGACAACUAGAGGAAUGCAAGUUGAAGUGCAAUCGGUCGCAAAUGUUUUGAGAGAAUUAGAUAGAAGAUUAUACAAUUGA